Molecule: messenger RNA, 2212 nt
Organism: Daucus carota subsp. sativus
Lineage: Eukaryota; Viridiplantae; Streptophyta; Magnoliopsida; Apiales; Apiaceae
Product: heterogeneous nuclear ribonucleoprotein 1
Exons: 5
Coding region: 352-1794 (480 amino acids)
Biological process (GO): regulation of translation
Molecular function (GO): mRNA binding
Source: RefSeq, a predicted model, not a curated record
AUUUGGAAAGUCACCAUCUUCCAUCUCCCAUUUGCAUUCUUACAUGAGAGGAUAGCCAAAGACCACUCCUCUCACCAUUUAUAUAAAUAUACAUACAAUCUAUACACACAACACAGGCAUCAUAUCAUAUCCUCUCUAGUGCCUAGAUGUAAAAUCCACCUUCUCACACUACUUUGUUCCCUUCUUUUCUUUGUUAAAAUAUAAUAAAAUUUAUAUCUAUAGUAUUCAAUAUUACUGAUUUUCAAGUACAAAAUACAGAUAACAAAAGGGGUUCUUCUAGCCCUCUUCUCAACUUAUGCAUCUCUGAUCUUCGAUUUUAUCCGUUUUUCUCAUCUGGGUCAUUGAAAUUGAAUGGCAAUGGAAACUGGAAAGCUUUUCAUUGGCGGAAUUUCUUGGGACACCAAUGAAGAUAGUUUGAAAGAGUACUUUCAAACAUUUGGAGAAGUUGUUGAAGCUGUGAUAAUGAAGGAUAGAGCAACAGGCCGAGCCCGUGGGUUUGGUUUUGUUGUAUUUGCUGAUGCUGCAGUUGCGGAAAGAGUUGUCAAGGCGAAGCACAUGAUUGAUGGCAGAACUGUAGAAGCAAAAAAGGCGGUGCCUAGGGAUGAUCAACAGACUCCCACCAGAAUUAGUGGCAGCAUUCAAGGGUCUCCAAGUCCUGCUCGCACGGCCCGCACAAAAAAGAUAUUUGUGGGAGGCUUAGCAUCCACAGUUACGGAAAAUGAGUUCAAAAAGUACUUUGAUCAAUUUGGGUGUAUCACAGAUGUUGUGGUGAUGUAUGAUCACAACACCCAAAGGCCUAGAGGUUUUGGAUUCAUUACAUUUGAUUCAGAGGAAGCUGUGGACAGAGUCCUUCUCAGAACAUUUCAUGAACUCAAUGGUAAAAUGGUUGAGGUCAAGCGUGCUGUUCCCAAAGAGUUAUCCCCAGGGUCAAUAAAGAACCAAUUAGGCGGACCAAACUAUGGAGUAAGCAGAGUCAGUGAUUUGCUUAGUGCCUACACUCAGAGAUUUAAUCAGAGCCCAAUUGGAAGCUAUGGACUGAGAUUGGAUGGUAGGUUUAGUCCAGUUUCUGUUGGUAGGAGUGUUUAUCCUCCAAUCGGUUCUGGUUAUGGUAUUGGACCAAAUCUUGAGCCCGGUUUUGGUUCAAAUUUUGAGGGUGCUGGACAGUUAUCUAAUAUUAGCUAUGGUCGUGGUCCAAAUCCUAUGCAGAAUGGGAGUCCAAACAGGUUUAGUAGCGCAGUUGGGUAUGGAGUAGGUAGCAGUGGUUAUGGCAUAAGUUCAAUUAGCAGGAACACAUUGGGGAACGGUAGUGUUACUUAUGCUAAAAGUCCUACAAACUCUGGCCCUUUUACGGGUACUGGAGUUGGAAAUACUGGGCUUCUCAGUGCAUUUGGCAAUAUUGAAGCUAUUUGGGGUUCACCUCCCAUCUCAGUUCAAGGAGGAGGAAUGGCUUCUGCUUUGAGCAGCGGAGGCAGUUUAAAUUUUGAUAGUGCUGACAGCAGUCUUGAGUUGGGCCCGAUAGGUUAUGCCAGGAACACAAGCAGCAAUGUUGCUCCAACAUCUUCUAUGUAUGCUGCUGCUGCUAGUAGUAAUGAGGGGGAUUUUGGGAAUUUCCCUGGUGGGGGUUUAUUUUAUGGUGAUCCAGCCUGGCGAUCAUCAUCCCCAGAGCUUGAUGGUUUUGGCCUGUUUGCCAGCGAACUCCGCAAUGCCGUUUCUGAUGUUACCCCUAGAGAUGCUGUUCAUUAUGCUGAAGGAUAUAGUGUUAAUAAUAGAUCAACAAGAGGGAUGGCUGCAUAGGACGAUUAUUAUAGUGACAGAAGGUUAUGUGGGUGAAAAUCAGGAAACAUGUGAAGUAGGCAUUUGAGUGUGCAGCCCAUUGAGAGGAGAAGUACAUUUGAUUAGAAGAGCUGAUUGGAACAUCUGUUUGUCUGUGAGAAGCAUUUUGCAGAAGGUUUCCAUAAGCCUUAAGCUUGAGUUUUUUCUUAUAUAGAGUUAUUUCAUGGAAUUUAAUUAAAAUGUAAAUUACGAUUGCGAAGGUGACGCAACAAUACAUAAAAGAUGAAAAAAAAUAUUAGAGAAGAACUUUAUUAAAAUUUUACAUACUUUUUACAAUGCUGUAAUGUCCAGCAAAGUUGCUGAAUAUUGUUUAGUAUUUUGUUACGUUUAUCGGAAGUUCUUACUGGUAGAUCUAGAGAUAAAUAUUGUUGAUUUCUUA